Messenger RNA from Acytostelium subglobosum LB1, 2670 nucleotides. RefSeq lists its product as hypothetical. Lineage: Eukaryota; Evosea; Eumycetozoa; Acytosteliales; Acytosteliaceae. The transcript is spliced from 3 exons. The coding region runs from base 1 to 2670 and encodes 889 amino acids. The record is from RefSeq and is a predicted model, not a curated record.
AUGAACGCCAACAGCAAUGACGAACUGGGUGCCAACGGCACCACUGCAGCCUACCUCUUCAAGAACAAUGAUGAUCUGGGCUCAUUAAACGAUGACUAUGGCCUUGCUGAUCUAGACAAUGAGUUCAACAGUAUCGAUGGCGGCAACAACAACAACAUCAACAACACUGCCAACGAUAACAACAAUAGCAAUCAAUCAAAUGCUAUCAAUAUCAAUAACAACAAUAUGUUCCUCAAGCAACAGCAGCAGCAUCAGCAGCAGGAUACAUCAACUGAUGAUGUACAACAACAUCAACAAUCAAUGAGUACUCCUCCACAUAGUACUAUAUCACCAACAUCAGAUAACAAACAACUACAACAACAACAACAACAUAAUAUUUAUACAAAUACACCUCCACAGCAACAACAACAACAACAUACUCCCACUACUACUACUACUAUUGUAUCAACUAGUUCACCAUCACCUACACUUUCCUCAACAACAAACAACACAUACAUAGCUCAGCAACAACCUUCACCAAUACCUCAACAACAUCAACAACAACAGCAUCUGCUACCAAAUGCAACAGGCUCACCAUCUCAACAACAACAACCUCAGACACCGACCACGCCUCAAGUAUCCACGCCGAUCACUUCGACACCAACACAACAACCAACAUUCUCUCAAUACCCACAGUACUCUCAGCCGCCUCCUCAGCUCCCAGUGCCUCUGCCCGUUCAGCAGCCACAGGCAAAGCCCAUGCCAGUGCCCGUGCCAGUGCCCGUGCAGCAACAGCCGCAACAGCCCCAACAGCAGACGCAGGGUAUCUAUGCUCCGGUACCAAUCCAAACACCGCCACAGCAGAGUCAGCAACCACAGCAGCCUCAGAACAUCCCACCAAUGCCUACACAGCAGCCGAUGCAAAAGAUGAUGGGCACACCAAUGAGCGCGGUCGUUGGAUCACCCGCACAACCCGUGCCACACUCACCUGGCGUGCAGAACAUCAAUCAGCUGGUCAAUAGCAAUCUGCAGUACCUCCAACAGCAACAACAUCAGCAACAGCAGCAACAGCAACAGCAAGCGAGAAUGCAGAUGCCCCAGCAGGUACAGGUGCAACAGCAACCAACGGGCGUGCCAGCCAUGCAUCAGGCCGCCUUCCAGACCCCUCCCAACGCGUUGCCGCCUCAGCUACAGCAGUACCAACCCAGUCAGAUACCUCAGACAUUGACAGCGGGCGGCAUGUCCUUUGGACAGCCUCAGCAUCUCGGCACGCCACAGAUCGCCCAACACAUCCAACAGAUAUAUACGACGCAGCAACAGCAAAUUCAGUUGCAACAACAACAACAACAACAACAACAGCCUGGCGUUGGACAGAUCAAUCCGCAGAUGCAACAAUCACUGCAACCGGGUCAGCUGCAACAGGGUCUGCAACAAGGCAUGCAACAGGGCAUGCAGCAGGGUCAACCUCAGAUCCCACCACAGUUCCAGCAACAACAUCAACUGCAGCAACAGCAACAACAUCAACUACAACAACAACAACAAAACAACAGAACUUUCGCACAGGCACCCUCUGCCCUGCCUCUGCCCUCUUCGUUGACACAGGGCAACAACAAUGUAGUCCAACAACCACCCGCCUUCCAGACUCCAGCCACGAUGGCAGGAGGCGUUAUUCAGCAGCAGCAGCAGCCACAACCGAUGAUCCAUCAAGCCAAGACAUAUCCACAGCAACAGCUUCCACUUCAGCAACAGCAACAACCACUUCAGCCACAGACAAUGAUGGCCAAGCCCCCUCAGAUGAUACCAAUGGGCGGUGGCUACCAGAUGGUGCCACCGGGCACCGCGCCAAUGCCAUUCCCCAUGCAGCCAACAUCAAUGCCGAUGCAGCCAAUGUUUGCUCAACCUCCACCACAGCUUCAGCAUCCUCAUCUGCCGCCUCAGCAACAGCAGCCACAACUACCACCGCCACAGACUCAUCAGCAGCCACAUUCGACAAGCGCACCUGAGGAGAGCUCAAAGAAGAAGAGAAAGACUGAUAACAAGAAGGAUAAGGAAAGCGAGUUACUUAAAAAGAAAUACACAGAGGCAUUGAAUGAGAGAAAGAUGGCCACUGAUCCAGACUACAAAACAUCAUUCCAGUCGAUGGAUGAUGUUAAGCAACGAUUGGGAUGCUUCCAGGUGUUCUCGACGAUUGAACAGAACAUGGUGUCAGAGGAGAAGUGCAAGUUGCUGCGGGCAGAGACAUUGGCCAACGUCAACAAGUUCAUCCAAUCGAUACACAAAUUCUCGGAGAAGCAGAUCAAGGAGUCGUCUGGCUAUCGUGAUGAGUUCAUCGUGCUCGACAGACUGUUGCUACGCGACUGGACCGAGUAUAUUCAAUUACGCAAUCAAGCUAGAAUGCAAGAACAACAACUACUACUGCAACAACAACAACAAAAACAACAACAAGCCAAUCAACUACAACUACAACAACAACAACAACAACAACCUGGUGGAGCAUUCCCCAAUGUACAUUCGACACCUCUGUUACCAAAUGGAAUGAACAACUCCACUCCUCCUUCACUCACUGGCGCAGCGAACUCCUCGCAGCCUCCACCACAAUCUCAACCGCCACUACAACUCCAGACCUCUCCGUCAGUGACUGCGGCUACACCGUCCACCACGAUCCAGGCAGCAACAGUCCAACAACAUUGA